This is a messenger RNA of Eupeodes corollae, 1056 nucleotides long. RefSeq lists its product as uncharacterized. The transcript has a single exon. Bases 1 to 1056 code for a protein of 351 amino acids. Gene Ontology annotation, molecular function: nucleic acid binding. NCBI's taxonomy places the organism in Eukaryota, Metazoa, Arthropoda, Insecta, Diptera, Syrphidae. Gene Ontology annotation, biological process: DNA integration. The record is from RefSeq and is a predicted model, not a curated record.
AUGAAGAGAACGGUCAAAAAGUACAUUAAUAAAUGUUUCACCUGUUUUAAGAAUGCACCUAAGCCAUUGCAACAACUGAUGGGAAGCCUUCCAGCACCAAGAGUAAAUGUUUCAAGACCAUUUACACACACUGGUGUCGACUACGCCGGACCUAUAGAAGUAAAGGCCUGGAAAGGACGAGGUGCUAAAAAAUUCAAAGGCUAUUUCGCCAUUUUUAUUUGUCUUUCAACAAAGGCAAUUCAUCUUGAAGCUGUCACAGAUCUAACGACACAAGCCUUUAUUGCCGCGUUCCGAAGAUUUACAUCUCGCAGAGGCAUAUGUGCAAACAUAUAUAGUGACUGUGGGACCAACUUUAAAGGUGCUAAUGUGGAACUCCAAAAAAUGCUAAAUGCUGCUAAACUUAACUAUACUGAUAUUGCUAACUCAUUGAGUGCAUUGGGUACCAAUUGGAAUUUCAUUCCUCCCGCUUCUCCUCACUUUGGAGGCUUAUGGGAAGCAGGAGUGAAAUCUGUUAAAUACCAUUUGCGUCGCGUUGCCCGAAACCAAGCUCUGACGUUCGAGGAGCUCAGUACGCUUCUAGCGCAAAUAGAAGCUUGCCUUAACUCGAGACCUCUAUGUCCGGUUACAGACAGCUUGGAAGAUUUCAAUGCUUUAACACCAGCUCAUUUUUUAAUUGGCACAUCAGCUCAUAUAGUUCCCGAAGCAGACCUAGCAGUAGAAAGGAUUGGAUACCUGGAUAGAUGGAAACGUCUACAAGCCUCACUACAGACCUUCUGGAAGGAAUGGAGCGGAGAAUACCUCACAAGGCUUCAAAAUAGACCUAAGUGGCUAAAAAUCAAGGACCAACCCAAAAUUGGAGAUUUAGUUUUGGUACGAGAUGAAAGAUUUUCACCUUCGAAAUGGCCCAUGGCGAGAAUAGUGGAAACCUACCCAGGACAAGAUGAUCUUAUCCGUGUAGUCAAAGUGCGAACACAAAAUAAUGAAUUUAAGAGGCCUAUCACAAAGAUAUGUCCACUUCCAUCAAACAAAACGCAUCAAGAAAACGAAACAAUUUAA